UUAAAUUUUUACAAAUCAAGGGUUUGGGUGAAUGCUUACUUUCUUAUUAGUACUGUUCGUCACGCCCUUAUUUACAACCACGUUGGGAGAAAAAGAAAAAAACACACGUUUUCUCAAUUCAAACAGCCAAACAUUUUUCCGUUCAAUCGGAAAAGCUUUUACUUGUAAAUAUGUUCUUAAAAUUUCAUUUACUUUGUUCAUAAAACAGAGAAAAGAGAUCGAUCAUCGCAAACUUUCGAUCCCUAAAGGCCAAACAGUCCCCCCAAUAUUCUUUUGCUUCCUUACAUUUCAAUUUUCAGCAGGUGUUUUGAUUUUGUUAUGGAGACUUGAAGCUUUUUUGGUUACUUUUUGAGCUAGAGAAAGUUGACGUAGUUGUUUAGGGAUAAGAAAUUUUGAAAAUUUUGAUAAAUGCGGGUAUAAUUGUUGGAAAAAUUUGUCUUAUUGUUUGAAUUUAGUAGGAAAGAAUGAGUGUGGUAGGAUUAGAUAUCGGGAACGAGAACUGCAUUAUUGCAGUUGCUAAGCAACGUAGUAUUGAUGUGUUGUUGAAUGAAGAAUCGAAGCGUGAGACACCUGCUGCUGUUUCGUUUGGUGAGAAACAAAGGUUCAUUGGCUCAGCUGGAGCUGCUUCUGCAACAAUGAAUCCUAGGUCCACUAUUUUGCAGGUUAAGAGAUUGAUUGGUAGGAAGUUUAAUGAACCUGGUUUGGAGAAAGAACUUAAGUUGUUCCCUUUUGAAACAUUUGAAAGCCCUGAUGGCGGAAUUUUGAUCCGGUUACAGUUUAUGGGAGAGGUUCAUGAAUUUACACCUAUACAGAUUUUGGGGAUGUUGCUUUCACAUUUAAAGCAGAUAGCUGAGAAGAAUUUGGAAAUGCCUGUUUCGGAAUGUGUAAUUGGAAUUCCAUCCUACUUCACUGAUUUACAGAGGCGUGCUUAUUUGGAUGCAGCGGCGAUUGCUGGGUUGAAACCGUUGAGAUUGUUGCACGAUUGUACUGCCACUGCCCUUGGAUACGGAAUUUACAAGACUGAUAUCUCUAACUCUAGUCCAGUUUAUACUGUCUUUGUGGAUAUUGGUCACUGUGACACACAGAUCUGUAUUGCAUUAUUUGAGACUGGACAAAUGAAAAUCAUUUCUCAUGCUUUUGAUUGUAGCUUGGGAGGAAGAGAUUUUGAUGAAGUUCUGUUCAAUCACUUUGCAUCCCAAUUUAAGGAGCGGUAUAACAUUGAUGUUUUUACAAAUAUAAAGGCAUCUGUUAGGUUGAGGGCAUCAUGUGAGAAGCUGAAGAAGGUCUUGAGUGCUAAUGCGGAAGCACCACUUAAUAUAGAGUGCUUGAUGGAUGAGAAAGAUGUUAGGGGUUUAAUCAAGAGGGAGGAGUUUGAGAAGUUGUCUUCUGAUUUGUUGGAAAGGAUUACUGUUCCUUGUCGCAAGGUUUUGGCUGAUUCUGGUUUGACUCUGGAUAAAAUCAAUUCAGUUGAGCUUGUUGGAUCAGGGUCUCGAAUUCCGGCUAUUACACGGAUUUUAGCUUCUAUAUUUAACCGGGAGCCCAGCCGGACAAUAAAUGCUAGUGAGUGUGUGGCUCGUGGUUGUGCUCUUCAGUGUGCAAUGCUUAGUCCAAUAUUCCGUGUCAGAGAGUAUGAGGUCCAAGAUUCUCUUCCUUUAUCUAUUGGAUUCUUAUCUGACAAAGGUCCAGUUUGCACUCUUUCGAAUGGUGUGCUUUUCCCAAAAGGGCACCCAUUUCCAAGUGUUAAGAUUCUUACUUUGCAUAGAACUAAUAUGUUCAAUAUGGAAGCAUUCUAUGUCAAUUCAAAUGAGUUACCUUCCAAAUUAUCUCCUCAAAUUAAUACUUUCACGAUUGGGCCUAUCCAAUGCCACACAAAUAUGGCUAAAGUGAAGGUCAGAGUUCAGCUAAAUCUUCAUGGAAUUGUGAAAUUGGAUUCAGCUGUGCUAAUAGAGGAUCAACUGGAUAACUCUGUGACAACCAAUGAUCCUCAUUUGACUUCAGAACAGGCUGGUGUAGCAAGAAGAGGAAAAGCUGUAAAAAGGUUGGAAAUCCCUAUUAGUGAGAGUGUCUGUGAUGGAAUGAAAAGGGACGAGAUUGCUAAAGCUGAAGAGAAAGAACGUUGGUUGAUGCAACAGGACUUGAAGAUGGAGCAAACCAAAGAUAAGAAAAAUGCCCUUGAGUCUUACGUUUAUGAGAUGCGUGAUAAGAUUUUAAAUGCAUAUCGAAGCUUUGCAAAUGAGUCAGAUAGGGAAGAGAUAUCUAGAAAACUUCAGCAGACAGAAGAUUGGCUUUAUGAGGACGGGAUGGAUGAAACUGAAAAUGUUUAUGUAGAGAAGCUUGAGGAUUUAAAAAAGCUUGUUGACCCUAUCGAAAAUCGUUAUAAAGAUGAAGAAGCUCGGGUACAAGCAGCAAAGGAUCUGCUAAAGUGUAUUGAAGAUUAUUGGAAGGCUGCAGCAUCACUUUCAUCCAUUAAGAAAGAUGCGGUUACUGAUGAGUGUAAUAAAGCAGAGAGGUGGUUACAAGAGAAAUCCCAACAACAAGACUCCUUGCCCAAAGAUGUUGAUCCAAUGAUUUGGUCAUGUGAGAUCAAGAGAAAAAUGGAGGCUCUUGAAGCGACAUGCAAAUAUAUGAUAAGAUCCAAUGCUUCUCGGGAUGAUAUGAAUGUAACAGAUCAAGGAGACAAAUCAGAUGGCAUGCAGUAAGAUCGAUGCUGAUACGCAUAUAAUUUAUCACACCAAAUACCAGCAAACUCAAAAUCAACCAAAUCAACUGUCGUUCGAAAUAUGAAGAUUUAUACUGACUGAUACAAAAUUGUUUGGGCUUUCAGACAUCAUUGCUCAAGGUGAGCACAGAUUGUUUCCUUUUUUUUUUUUUUCGUUUUAAUACUUGAUGUUUGUUUGAUUAACACUUAUGAUUUUCGUUAUUAGCCGUACCUUACAUUUCACAUUAUCCCCUUUUAGUUCUAAACCUUUCGGUUGUUUUCGUCAUUUAAAGGAGCUAACUACUAUAGUGAACAGAAAUCUUAAUGUCUCUCCGCUUUCUCUCAGACACAAUUUUAACUUAGUAGUAUGAGCUUCAACUUGGAUUAGCAUUACUUUGUAUAUUGUUUUCUUGAGCAAUAAGCACAAUUAGAGCACAUUGGGAAGCUUAUUUUAUGUUUUAUGUAAUCAAUCAAACUCUAGGGUUCUACAUUCUCACCUGUGAGUUCAAGCGACAACCAUAUUCAAGGCUUAUAUAGCCCUUUGAACAUCUUACCAGUAAGCAAACCAUUUGAUAGUAGUAUGAGCAAAAUGCAAUUGCAUUAGCAUUUUAGCUUAUUGUGGUGGGUCAAUCGAUUCCUUAAUUUCUUCAUUUUUUUGAUGCAUAUGCAGGCAAAAGCUUAAUAAUCCCUUCAAUAAUUAGUUCUUGAGAAGAGUCUCCCUCUUGUCUUCCCAUUUGUCUAACCGCUUCUUUGCUGUCUCCACCUGAAAAUUUCAGUAAGCUCAUCAAUGCUUCCAUCUUUUCCGCUUUGAGAAUUAAUGCCCCAUAUAGGGUGUUAAUUAAGAACUUAAUAUAGAUGAAAACUUCGUUGAAUGCCCUCUAGGUUACAAAAAUUAUGUCAAAUUAUGAUUUUGGUUCCUCUACUAUGCUUAAAUUUGAGAUUUAGUUGGUCUAAAUAGUUAAUGAAGUUCAGUAUUUCGGUUAAAAUACUGAUGUUGAUUUUUUCUCCUUGAAAACUGUCAUUUCAACUUGUCAUGCUAACUGACGUCUAUAAGUUUUUGUUGUUUUUGUUGGAAAGAAUGUUUGUAAGAAAAA
This is a messenger RNA of Gossypium arboreum, 3792 nucleotides long. RefSeq names its product heat shock 70 kDa protein 16. Lineage: Eukaryota; Viridiplantae; Streptophyta; Magnoliopsida; Malvales; Malvaceae. The transcript has 10 exons. The coding region runs from base 465 to 2699 and encodes 744 amino acids. The record is from RefSeq and is a predicted model, not a curated record. Gene Ontology annotation, cellular component: cytosol; nucleus. Gene Ontology annotation, molecular function: ATP-dependent protein folding chaperone; ATP binding. Gene Ontology annotation, biological process: protein folding.